Molecule: messenger RNA, 1089 nt
Organism: Rhodamnia argentea
Lineage: Eukaryota; Viridiplantae; Streptophyta; Magnoliopsida; Myrtales; Myrtaceae
Product: trihelix transcription factor ASIL1
Exons: 1
Cellular component (GO): nucleus
Molecular function (GO): transcription cis-regulatory region binding
Source: RefSeq, a predicted model, not a curated record
ACCAACCACCCACCCCUCUUUCUCUCUCUCUCUCUGCCCGUCCGUCGCGAUCUCAAAACCCUAAAAAACUUCGGAACAUGGCCACCCACUCCUCGUCCUCCCUCUCCCCCUCCCCUUCCCCACCCAACAACAACCCCCUCCCCUCCGCCACCGCCUCCGCCUGCCGCCGCCACCGCCACCGCCAAGAAGCCCCACCCCGUUCCCUGGACCCACGAGGAGACGGUCAACCUAAUCCGCGCCUACGAGGAGAAGUGGUACGCCCUCAAGCGCGGCCCCCUCAAGUCCAGCCAGUGGGAGGAGGUCGCCGUCACCGUCGCCGCCCGCUGCGGCUACUCCUACGCCGAGCCCUCCAAGACCGCCACCCAGUGCCGCCACAAGAUGGAGAAGCUCCGCAAGCGCUACCGCUCCGAGAAGCAGCGCGCCGGGGCCGCGUCCGGCUGGCCGUACUACGAGCUGAUGGAGCGCCUGGAGCGCGGCCCCGUGCCGAUCUCGGCGCGGCCGAUCGCCGCGGUGCCGUACAGUGCCACCAGGAGGGCCGUUGUCAAAGGAGGAGACGAGGAGGAAGAAGAGGAAGAGGAAGCAGAAGCGGAAGACGACAACGAAGACGAGGACUACGAUGCCAAUUACAGUAAGUCGAGGAGCAUAAACCACAUACUGAGGAGGCCGGCGAUGGUGAAACGGUUCCCGAGCGCGUCGGCGGGGGCGGGAGGGGGGAAGAGGAAGAGGGAAGCAGAGGAGGAGGAGGAGGAGGAGGAGGAGGAGGGAGGAGAGAGGAGGAGGAGGGGUAGGAAGAGGAGGGCGGUGUGGGAAAUAGCGGGAGAGAUAAGGGGGUUCGCGGAGAGGUACGUGGGGAUGGAGAACGUGAAGAUGGAGAUGAUGAGGGAGAGCGAGAGGUGGAGGAUGGAGCUGGAGAGGAAGAGGAUGGACCUCAUCGCCCAGUCGCAGACCAAGAUCCUCGACGCCAUUGCCAAGGCCUUUUGCUUCCAUUCUUGACUUUUUGACUUUGACUUUGACUUCUUCUUCUUCCUUCUUCUUCUUUUUUCCCCCUUUUAUUUUAUAAUUAUUUUGACAUUUGUUUUUUCUUUAUAG